This is a messenger RNA of Myxocyprinus asiaticus (Chinese sucker), 2523 nucleotides long. Its product is annotated as myeloid-associated differentiation marker homolog. Lineage: Eukaryota; Metazoa; Chordata; Actinopteri; Cypriniformes; Catostomidae. The coding region runs from base 536 to 1417 and encodes 293 amino acids. The transcript has 3 exons. The record is from RefSeq and is a predicted model, not a curated record. Gene Ontology annotation, cellular component: membrane.
UACAUGUAUAAUGUGGUCAUCCUAACAUUAUAGAUUAUGCAUAUUUGCUGGAGAUAACAUAGAAUGACUGUUUUAAUAUACUAGUGGUCCAAUGGUAAGAGAAAAGACAUUGCCUAAUUUGGAAGGAAAUGGGCGUGGAGGACUGAAGUCCACGUUAAGGAAGAGAACAUCUGGGCAGCGUCAAGAGUAGUUUCUCCUCUGUUGAAUACUGAAAUGAAGGGACAAUGUUUGUAAAAAGCGACAACAAACUGCAGCACUAGGUAAUGUUAUCUUAGAGAUGGAAUCCAGCAAACGGCUGGCUCCCAGCACAACAUUGACUCCUACACAAACUCAGAGUAAGUCAAAAAAAACAGUGGUCGAGUGAAAACUAGAGUGAACAUCGGCAGGGCAUUUGAUUCCUGGAGGGACCUUCGUUCGGUUUUGGGGAUCAAAAUUUGACCCUGAAUUGGCAUUCUUCUUAUUGGACAGACUCACCUGAAGAACACAGCCUCAUUUAGGAAUACAAUUGGAAAAAAAAAUAUAUACAUUUGCAAUCAUGCCACUGGUCUUGCAGCCCUCCCGUCUCAUGUGGGCACGUUUGACAGCUCUGGUGUUCACAUGUGUGGCAUUUAGUGUGGCCUCCCAUGGAGGGUCACUCUUUGGUGGCAUGGGCAACUGGAGUGUGUUCUGCUGGGCUUUUAGCUUCACUGGCACCUUACUGGUUUUACUUGUGGAGCUCAUGGGUCUACAGUCACGUGCCCCUGUGUCCUGGACAAACUUCCCUAUUACAUUUGCCUGCUAUGCUGCACUCCUCUGCCUGUCCGCUUCCAUUAUCUUCCCCCUCUACUUCCUCAAGGGCAAUCAUAGCCGCAGUGAGAUCCGGGACCACAGAAUUACCUCCUCUGUGUUUUCCUGUCUGGCCACCUUGGCAUACCUGGUGGAGGUGAGUCUGGCACGGGCACGACCAGGGGAAGUGGCCGGAUACAUGAAAACAGUUCCAGGCCUGCUGAAGGUGUGCGAAACCUUUGUGGCCAGCGUCAUAUUCGUGUUCGUCAGUGACCCCGUUUCUUAUGAGAGUCACUCUGCUAUGAAAUGGUGCAUGGCCGUCUACUGCAUCUGUUUUAUGGUAUCAGCCACAAUCGUGGUGUUGUGCGUUGGAGAAUGUACAGGGUGUCUCCCUUUCCCGUUUGCAAAGUUCCUUUCUGCCUAUGCCCUACUGGCUGUUGUAAUGUACCUCACUGCCACUAUUAUUUGGCCAGUGUUCAAGUUUGACAGCCAUUAUUCCGGAACUUCCAGCAGACAGGUCAGUUGUCAGUACAGUACGGGUAUGUGUCCUUGGGAUAAAUUGGUCGCUGUGGCUGUUCUCACCGCACUCAAUUUCCUGAUCUACCUUGCAGAUCUGGCAUAUUCUGCCCGACUGGUGUUUGUCACCGCAUGAGAGAACAAGCAGUCAUCUUUUUCGAACAUUGAUGUUAAAAUCUUUGAAAGCGAAAGAGUUGUGGCAGCCCUUUAUCCCAAGUUUCUGGCGCAUGAGGAAAAUAUCCAGUAAAAAAGAUUGUAUUAUUGUAAAAAUGUAUGUGACUUUUAUAUUUACUAUGGGUCUGUUCCAAACCUGCAGCUGUCUUCUAUGGCAGCAUCCUUACUGAAAUGAUGCCUCAGUCAUAAGAGACCAAUUUGGAAUGCUUUACAUAGGCGGCAGCUCCGCGCAUCUUUCAAAGAGACUCACAAUUGAUUUUAACACAGAUGACGCAAAAGAAAUGACACGAUCCUCUAAUGAGCAUAAUUACAUAUAGCACACACAUUUUAGGUAAAAUAGUCCGUUUUGUGACAUAUUAAACUGUUAUUUAUCGAUACUUUUAAGUAUUCAAUAGAUUAUAAAUGUAUUUAUGACCUAAAUUCCUCUCGCUUUAUUUAUUUAGAUUGGAUUUAUUUUUCCACCGAGCUCAUCACGGUACAUACUGGGAUCACUUAUCCUGGGGAAGGACAUACAAUGUUACCUUAGAAUUUGGCCAAAACAAGAUAUAUUAGGAGGUAGCAUAAUUAAGAUGUCUUAAAAUGCUUCCUCCGUAGGACGCUCACUAGGUUUUGGAACAGACCCACUAUGUGUUUUCUAUAUGUACCUCUGCUGCCUUAUCUAAAUCCAAAUUGCUGUAUUCAAACACUGUACAUUUUUGUGCUGUUUUAUGUAACAUGAAACUUGUUUGUCACAUACACUACCAGUCAUAAGGUUGUUUCGUGAUCUUCAAGACAUUUUGAUCUUAAGGUUUAUGCUCUAAACAGUCCCAGCAGGAUUUUGCGGCAUUUAUUUUUAAAUUAUAUUAUUUUUAUUUUAUUGAGGCGCAAAUUGACUGAAUUUGCUGUGGCUUUUCUCAAAAAUUGUGAUUCAAUUUGUGGCAUUUUUGUGUUGUUUUACAGUAAAAAAUAACAAAUUAUUAUAGUAUCGGAUAGCUGUGUAAUGACAGCAUUAGUUCAAUUACCUGUAAUACGACAUAUGAAAAAAAUCUUUUGCUUGAUUUAAUUAAAAUCUGGAUGUGUAACAACAAA